UGCGCUCUCACCAUCCAAGACGAAAGGCGCACACGCCGGAGAGCAGCAGCUAUAUACCGGGGCUAAAAUUAGGGACGGAUAGUGCGUAUUUCCUCCGCUUCUUACAAUUGGUCCAGCUUCUACUACCGUGAUAUUUAUAAGAUCUUAAGGUCUUCCACCACUCAUACUUGCUGCAUGAGUGUGAAACAGAGAGUGUGAAAGCAGAAACCGAGUUGUUGUGCACAACAACAAGUUUCUUGGAGGGACUGCAACUGGUCCCCGAUCUUGAAAGUUUUUAUUUUACUGUGGAAAUUGUCCCAGCAGGAAAUGGCUUUAAGUGGAACAAUUUUACCAUCUAUUUCCACAUUUUCGGCACAGAAGGAAAAAUGCUGGGAAAACAGGUGGAAGGAUGAACUGGACAGGUCCAUGCAUCUCAGCUGCACAGCUGACAUAUCAAACAUGGACAACCUCAGCAGAACAACAGAUGAUGAAGAGCUCGAUAAAUAUCUGGAUCUGGAGUUUAUUCUGGCCAACACUGCAGGUUCUGAUCAUCUCGGGCUUGGAAUGGGAGGCGACUACAGAAUGCAAGAAUCCAGAAACAUGUAUAAUCCGACGGUGGCCCCUACCACAUACCCAGUGCCCGACAUCAACCCGUCACCUCCACCGUAUACCACUAGCCUCAUGGCAGAGCUUCUGCAGUCUGACGUAGACUCCUACUGCCAACCGUCUCUGCCCAACAACAUCCAGGGAAGAUUCCUAAUCAGGUCUAACUUCCCCAGUCAGGACAUUUCGGAGUGUAUCAAAGUGGAGCCCUGCAUGGACAGUUAUGGACCCGUAAGAGGAAUGGUUCCCAAAGUCAAACAGGAGGGCAACGGUGCAUGCAUGAGGUCAUACGAGCAGCCAAGACUGGCCAACUCGCCGCAGGGAGCAGGCAGCAUGACUCCGCCGCAGAGCCCUGCGGAGCUCAUCAACACAGACUGUCAGUCACAGAUGUGCCAUGCCAUGACCUUCACACAAAGUUACCAAGGCAACACGGGGUUUCCCCAUGCUGCACCUCCACAGAUGCAGCUGCCGUACCAAAACGCGCAUCACUUCAGCAUGUGCGACGACAGACUCGGGAUGCCCACCGCCAACCAACGAGUACUUCUGACACCACCCUCAUCUCCUCUGGAGAUGGACGCCAAACCAAAGAGGGGACGACGCACCUGGCCGAGGAAACGGACGGCGACUCACACUUGCACUUUUUCUGGAUGUGGCAAAACCUACACAAAAAGUUCUCACUUGAAGGCGCACCACAGAACGCAUACAGGCGAGAAGCCUUACCAUUGCAGUUGGGAAGGUUGUGGAUGGAAGUUUGCCCGUUCUGAUGAACUGACCCGUCACUUCCGUAAGCACACCGGACACCGACCCUUCCAGUGCCACCUAUGCGAGCGCGCCUUCUCCCGGUCCGACCAUCUCGCCCUCCACAUGAAACGCCAUAUGUAGGAACAGACUCUGAAUAUUUGGACUAAACGCACUGAACAAUGAACAUCUCAGAUGUUCAAAGCAAGCAUUUUGUCUGUACCCCCUAUUUAAAGUAGGACAUAGUCAACAUGAUAAAGAGGAAACAUGAACUGACUUGACUUUUGCAUUGUAGCUGGUUCUACACUUCAUCUCUUUACAGAUUUUUUUUUUUUUUAAAGAAACUAAAUAUAUUUUCCAAAAAGAGCUUUACAAAUGCCAAAAAGUUCAGCUCAUGCUAGGCUGGACCUAAACCUCAAGACGGAACUGGAAUCAGACAGUAAAAUGUGUUUAUGUUAACAUGAUGUGCUAUGGACAUCGCGACAGUGCCUUUUAAUGCAUGUAUACAUCUCACGAGUGCCAUAAAUACUCUUGGCAUUUUUUUCAAAAAUGUAUGCUAUUGUUUCAAGAAACUAAAUAAGCUUUAUAAGACAAUGUUUUUCUCUUUCAAAACUGCCUUAAAAGAUAACAAAAGGGCGUUAACUGAAUGUUUGAAGUAAUUUGUGCAUUUAUCGACAUAAACAUUUAAAAAAUCAGGGUCUUAUGGGUUUGUUUUGUUUCUUUUUUUCUAACGUAUUUGUACAAUUUGUAUGCUAAGGUGAAUUGCAGACUGUCCCAUGUUCGGAUGACAUGAUAAGGGCUAUGUGAGUUGUUCUGGACCAAACAUUUUAUGUACAUAAUUUAUACACUGUAAAUAGUGUACUUAAUGUACAUAUUAAACUUGAUUGAGAUAUAAA
Sinocyclocheilus grahami is the source of this 2216-nucleotide messenger RNA. RefSeq names its product Krueppel-like factor 2. The record is from RefSeq and is a predicted model, not a curated record. Gene Ontology annotation, molecular function: DNA-binding transcription factor activity, RNA polymerase II-specific; RNA polymerase II cis-regulatory region sequence-specific DNA binding. Lineage: Eukaryota; Metazoa; Chordata; Actinopteri; Cypriniformes; Cyprinidae. The transcript has 3 exons. Gene Ontology annotation, biological process: regulation of transcription by RNA polymerase II. Bases 307 to 1464 code for a protein of 385 amino acids.